AUGGGAAAGAAGACCCCAAAUCACAAGCCUGCGCUGGGCCUGAAUUGGGUUAACUUCUUUCGCAGAGAUGAAAUUGGGUUAAUACCCUGUCCUGAAGCCAGGUAUAACCGGAGCCCUAUAAUCCUGGUAGAAAACAAGCUUGGUGUGGAGAGUUGGUGUGUCAAGCUUCUUUUGCCAUAUGUGCACAACAAACUCCUUCUCUAUAGACAAAGAAAGCAGUGGCUGAACAAAGAUGAAUUGAUUGAUAUCACGUGCACGCUGCUACUACUAAACCCAGACUUCACCACUGCAUGGAACGUAAGGAAAGAACUAAUAUUGUCUGGCACUUUAAAUCCAGUUAAGGAUUUACAUCUUGGAAAACUGGCAUUAACUAAGUUCCCGAAGAGUCCAGAAACAUGGAUUCACAGACGAUGGGUGCUGCAACAACUAAUUCAGGAAAACUCCUUGCCAACUCUUGUAACUAAAGGGAACUUGGGAACAGUGCCUGUGGAAAGAAUUCAACGAUUGGUACAGGAGGAAAUGGAUGUCUGCUGUGAAGCUGCUGGGAGGUAUCCAAGCAACUACAAUGCCUGGUCCCAUCGUAUUUGGAUUUUGCAACAUUUGGGAAAGCUGGAUGUCAAGAUUCUCCUUGAUGAACUUUCUUCCACUAAACAUUGGGUGUCCAUGCAUGUUUCAGACCAUAGUGGAUUCCACUAUCGCAAGUUCUUAAUAAAGUCCUUGAUUAGCAGAACUGUGACCAACAAUUCUAUACUGGUGCAAAAUCAGCUGGUAAAUGAGCAAACCCCCAGUCUUCCAAAGAAUGAAAAAAAUGAAGUGUUUGAAGCUGCCAGUACAGAAGAUCAGAGGAUAGAUCUUGCCCAUCUUCUAGAGGAAGAGUUGGAGUUCUGCACUGAUCUUAUUGAUACCUUCCCUGGGCAUGAAACGCUGUGGUGUCACAGACGGCAUGUGUUCUAUCUUCAGCACCAUUUAAGCAACAAACUUCCUCUUACAACUGUACCGUUGAUCUCUGUGGACAGCAAUGAUGGAACUUUGAAUAAUUCACACCCCAGUACAGCAGUCAGUCAUGUGAGUCAAGCCAUGGAUGUUGACGGUUUAAAUGAUUCAAGCAAACAAGGCUAUACUCAAGAAACUAAACGCCUGAAGCGUGCCCCUACACAGGAUUCUCUUGGCUUGGAAAUGGAAUACAGAUUCAUUGAUAACAUUUUAGCAAAUUGCAGAGACGUAGAACAGGCCAGGUUUGCUACUGCCUACAGGAAAUGGCUAAUUUCUUUUCUAGGUCAGUGAAAGAAGUGUUGCAACCUUCAGGGUUCUCUUUUAGUGCAAUAUUCUCUUAUCAAACACAAAUGCAUGUCAUGGUCACAAGUGUUUGCUACCCAUGUACUUCCCACCUUUCUUUAUGGUCAGUGCUAAACUUCAUAUACAGAAUAAUAAUCUUUUGUUUUAUUUAUUAAAAAAUCGGGCAUACCUUUUUAUUAAGCAAAUUUAGUUUUACUUAAACUUUACACAAUUUAUAUUUUUACUUGUCAGACUUCAUACAUAUCAUUGUCCUACUUAAAUCUUUUUUUAAUCCUAACAUGGCUAUGAACCAUAGGGCUUUACAGAAAAAAGUUUAAAAUUAUUUUGGCCCAAAUGGAAUGUCUGGAAAACUAAUAGGUGGAUCUGUUGUUGUAACAUGAACCAUCUUCCAAAUUAUUCUUUAUAAUAGUGAAUGUUGGUAAUUACUCUUAAAGUUGGUGGAGUCAUCUUUUUCAAUCAUAGCUCUUCUGAAUUGCUGUGUAGCAAAGAUCAAGCUGCACUUUUCCUGUCUUUAGUUCCCCUUUUUCAUUAUUUGUAAGGGCACAUAUUUCUACAGUACUGGAAUUGUGCUUUUUGUUUAUUGUCUGUGGCAUUUUAUUUGCCUUCCACAUCUAUUGUACAUGAUUGAUAUCAAAGCCUACAAAAUUGACCUUGUCAAGUCAAAUACUUACUGGUAGAUGCAGGAAAAUGAACCAUGUUUCACAAAUGUAGUGAAGAAGUAUGGUUAAAUGUGCGGCAUUUGUAGGCAGAGUUCUUUCUUUUAUGUCAUACUUGUCAUUUUUUGCCUCCAAUAAGCCAGAGUUAAGACACUUUAUUUAAAUUUCUGAAUGUAUUAGGUACACUACAGAGUUCUACAAAGCCCACUAAACAGUACAUGUUAGUUUUUCUAUAGCUUUUUAAGGACAUAUGAGUAUCUUAGAUGAUGGGAUAAAAAAAGGAGUUAUGCUGACAGUUCUGAAUACUGUUUAAAAUAUGUGGUGUCUUCCCCUCCAUGCCUGUGUGUGUUGCUUCCUCCCACUAAGCAGGGCAUCAAUUUCUUUUUUUUUUCUCUGUCAAUGAAACUUUUCCCAUCCAACCCUCAAGCAUCUGUGUGCUGGAUGGACAAGUUACACAGUUUUAGGUUAUUUUUCAUCUUAAUUUUCCUUUCGGCUACCAGUGCAGGUAUGUAUUAAUACUUGUACUGGCAUUUUUAUCAGAACUUUAAUCUAUAUGAGGGACUUCUGUACCCAUGCAGUAGCAUCUGUGUAGUCGUGCAAGUACAAAUCCCUCAUGUAGAAGCAUUGUGUCACUCUAAAGCGAGCCUUGCACUAAGGCAACUUUUACCAUUGUUGCAAACAGAACAAACUAGCUGAGAGGAACCAGAGCUUCAGGAGAGCUCCUUUGCCACAAUCCUUUGCACCAUGUGCUUCCCCGAUAUGCUCAGUGUCAUGCUGCUGCAUUUGCUGCUCAGAGUACUAUGGGCAGUAGAAAGGCACUGGAAAUACAUGUGAUUCCUAUAAUCCCAAGUCCCUUUAAGAAUCUUCUGUUACUAGAGUUUCUCGUGCAUGUCAAGGGGAAAACCAAUCUCUUGUAUGGCUUUAGCAAUGUGGUUGAAUUUAACAGUCUUCUGGGAAAAGAGCAACCAGUGGGGUCAUUCAGGAAACAGCCAUCAUAGGUUCAACAGAGUCUCUAAAUUUAAACUCCCCCCUUAGAUUUUUAACUCUGCAAAGAUGGCUGCCUCCUGUCACUUGGCAUUUCUUCUCAUAGCUCUUCAGUGGCUACAAUGAGUUCAUAGAAAUACUUCUAAUUGUAUGUACUUCCUGGUGAUUGCUGGAAGCCUAGAAGUGUGAAAAUACCUAAUUUUGUGUCUUAUCGGUUCAAAGUUUACCUUUUUUAAUAUAAAGGUAUUGGAGGAGGGAGAAAAGUGAAGAUAAUUUGUGCCUUGUGAAGUAGGAAAUUAUUAUAUGAGGGAGUUGAGAGAGGGAGUCCCCUCUUCUGCUUGUACCCUAGUGCAAGUUCUUUGUUUUGGGGGAGAGAGAUUGUCAAGAGUGGGUGGUAGAACAAGAGUUGAAAUUCAUUAUUUUUUACUCGACUUUUAGACUGAAGUCUCAAUUAGCUCCCUAGAGCUGUAUAGUAGAAAUAUUCUGAUAUUGAAUUUGACAGCCCUUCCAUCAUCAUAAACAUGUAGGGUCAAAUUCUGUCCUUUCAUACAUAUGUACAACUUCUUUUGUUGUCACGGGGAAUUAAGCAUGUGUGUAGGAAGACACACACAAACCAAAAAUACAUUUUAAGACCUGAUAUGCAUUUUCAUACUGUAAAGAUGUCCUAAUAGGUUUCAGAAAGUGAAAGUCUGAUUUCCACAAUUGCUAUAAAAUUUCAAAGAAAACAAUUACAUUAGUAAAUAAAAUACUCCUUUCCUGCAGGUUUGCAUUACCCAAACCUUGCAUCAUUGAAGACUCAACAUUGUGGGAAUCUAUAAGCAAAAUAGAAAUUUUGAUAGAAAUGAACAAACUAAAUGAACAGAAUUGCCAGGGAAAACAGUAUAUUUUUAAAAAUUAUUUUAAUCUUAAAGAUCUAUGGGGGUGGUAAAAAAGAAAAGGAAAUAGUCUUUUUAAUAAAAUUUCAGACGUCAGUGCCCAUUAGCCUUUUAUCUGAAGUGAUUAAUAUAAUUCUUUGGGAGUACUGUAUAUCUUCAAAUUUAGAGUUUUAUGAUGACUUGUAACCAUGAUCUUUCACAGACAUGACUACUUAGUUUUAAUUUGGCUAGUUUCUUUAAAGUCCCAAUUUGGGGAAGGAGGUACAUAAUAAAUAGUAGUAAAAAUUUAGAUGCAUACCAUUGGUAAUUAAGAUGCAUAAAAGUUGCUGAGCACAUCUCCUCAGUAUUAAGUAACACUGUAUUUGGCAUUUACUGUUUCAUAGGUCAGAACAUUCUAACUCCAUAAUUAAAUGGAGGUUGUGCUGGAUGAAUCAUCUGACUGCAGACAUGCAGCACCAAACAUUCAUUUUUAUGAUUCUUUUUUGAAAGGCAAUAUAGAUAUAAAUCAGGCUUUAUCCAGCACUAAACUGUCUGGGUCCUUUUUAAGGUUCAGUAUCUGUUAACUCUCUGUCCUUUAUUAUAUUGUAUGGCAUUUACAUCGGUGCAGACAUUUUUCAUGUGCUGACUCGGUCUUAUAGUAACAUCUUUGCACUGGAAAUGAAUCGAAGUCUUUGAACAAUGAAUGUCAUUUGGAAUUCCAAAAGUAGUUAGUUGUAUUUUCAAUCAAGUCAGAAUGAACAAUCACAUUUUUAAAAUGAUGGAUAGUGCAGUAUUGCCUAGUAUUGCAUCAGCAAUUGGUUUUUCAUCUUAUGUGGUGAAGUCAGUAGGGCAAAACAUACAGUGCAUCCAAGAUGACUGUAGUGAUGGAUGACUACAAUGCUUGGCUGAAUGCUUAGUCUUUAAAAUAUGUUCAUUGUUUUAAUACGAGAAAAUUGAAUUGUCAGUUGAAUGAGUAAUUUAUUACUAGUUAAAAGAGCAUAGUGAUUCUGUUUAACUGAAAUUAGCUUAAGCAUUUCAGUGUCUUGUGUUUACUUUAGAUAUUAUGUAUGAGUCCUUUUGUACUCUUCACCUUGAAGUAGGUAAUUUUAAUGAGUCUUUGAACAGUACUGCAUAAUAUUCACAACCAGAAUUCAAAGGAUCUCGAAAGGGCCUUUUCUGCUCAAUCAAACCCCGCUAUCAAAUCUCAUAAGAAGGCUUAUUUUAAAAAUGAACCAAAUACAGCAAUUGUGGAAUACUGAAACAUUUUGGGCUACAGGGAUUUUAUUAUUUAAACUUCUGGAUGAGGCUCCCCCACAUCCCCUCUAUAAACCUGUAUUGCAGCUUCCAAGGUACAGAAGUGAUACUGAGCUUUUUGGUCCUUUAUACUAUUAUUUAAAAAAUAAGCUGGCAAACUCAGUCUUCUGCAGCUGUGAUUUUCAACUUUUUUGUAUAGGUGAACCCUUUCACACAGCAAGCCUGUGAUUGUGGCCCUCCACUUUUAUAAAUUAAAAAUGGUGGGGGUGGUAAUUUAAUUUAUCAGGGGCUCUGGGCGCUCAGCCUCCCAGAAUUGACAAUUAACAAUCUCCAUGUAACCACCUCGUGACCCCCAGUCUGAGAAUACCUGUUCUACAGAGAUCUUGAAAUCAAAGGUAGAUGGUAGCUACAUGUGUACUGGUUCCCCUCUGUUUUGAUGUUUUCUUGUCAGCUUUGAUGUUGUGCUUCUUUAUAUAUCAUUUGAAAAUGUUCUUAAGAUGCAGCUUAGUAACAAAAGAAGACCAUUGUAUUCUCUACCGUGUUUUUACUUCUCUUUCCCAUUGUACUCAGAGAAUGGUUCUUUCUGAACUGCUAGUCCUCUUUCCCCAUCUAACAAAGAAUGUGAUGAAGCUAUGGGGAGGUGGCCUCAUUUAACCUAAGGAUACUUUGACUACCUCCCAAAAAUGCUGUGAUAUAGUGCCCUUAACUUUAGUGGAAUUCAUCAGGUUCAUUCACAAUCUCAGGCUAAGCCCAAAUCGCAAAAGCUUUUCUCAGUAAGGCCAUAUAGAAACAAAUCUAGAGGAAAUAAAAUAAAAUAAAAACAUAGCCUCACCAACUACUUCCUCUGACAGAACGUUGUAUUGGAAGAAACUUGUGCUUCCAAGAAAAUUCUUUGUUUGUCAGUUUAUGCUUUCAAAAUGUUAAUAUGCUCAAUGAUUAUAAACUGGAUAUUUCCUUGUGGCUUUUACUUGGUGUGUAAUGUUACUUCUCAGGGCAGAGAUUAUUUUAGUGAAUUAGGGUGAAUUUUUACAAUGUAUAGUCAAUGGCUUUAAAAAACAUAAGUAAUAAAUCUAUAAUGGGCUCUUAAAAUGUUUAGUCUAGAAUAGUAUUGUGUACAUAGUCACUAACUAAAACUGUAGCUAUUUACUUGCUUUAGGCCAGCCUUUUUCCCACUUGUCCCCAAUACUCACUUUCUAUACACAAACUUUACUCCGAAUCUUAAAUUUCUCUAUAGUGAUAUAGGGGCCGGAUCCUGAAAGUCGCUGGAUACCUUUUGGAUACCUCCCAAGUGCAUCCAUGGUCAUGUCCCAUCGAUGUGACUGGGAAUUGAAGGCACUCAGCACCUCACAGAGCCAGGCUUUAGCAUACCAGGAGAAAUGUAUCUAUUUUGUAUUUGUUGACACAUGAUAUAUUUUUUAAUUUUCCAAACCAUGCUUUGAGUCUGAACACUAGAAUCAAACCUCUUUUUCUGAGGCAGAAGGUUUUUAUUCAUCAGUGUAUGUAUCCUACAGCUUGACUAAAGAGCAGAACUCUUGACUGAAGAGUUUUUAUUCAAGCGUUCUUCUGUGUACUGUCUGGAACUUGUUCAUAAGACUAGUAAAUACAUGUUGUUGUUUUUUAAAGAAACACUAACAUAUCUAUAUGUUGUGCACAUUGAAUAUUCAAGUGGAAGAUGAUUAUGAUGAAGCAAGAGAGGUUUUAUUGGGAAGACUUAACAUUUCACAGAAGAUGUGAAUAAAGUUGACACCUAGAUACUACAGAAUGGUUUCUUAUACAUACACAUUAUGAAUGGAUAAAUCUAUAGUAUAGAGUCUCAUUAUCUAGUAUUGCAAGUGUCAUUUGUGAUAUAAAAUAUCAGAAGAAAAUGUUUCUUACAGGGCAAAAUACACCUACUGUGAUCAUUUCCCUUUGUUCAGGUUUUUACUUUGUGAAUUGGCUACGUUUAUUGCAGUGUUCUCAUUUUGUAGCAGUGUGCUUGGUAAUGUUGAAAUAUAAUAGAAAAAUUGGAGAAUCGUUAAGAUAGUAUUGGAAUCCAUGGUACUGGAAAUAUUUAAGUCAGUAUUGUAGUAUCCAUGUGAACCAAUGAGCAUUGUAUAAUUUCAUAAAGCCAUCACUUUAAUCUAAAAUUUUUUAGCUUAAUUAGGAGAGAGAGAUACCGUAUUUUCCGGCGUAUAAGGCGACUGGGCGUAUAAGACGACCCCCUAAUUUUCUAGUUAAAAGAUAGAUUUUCGUCUUAUACUCGCCGUAUAAGACUACCCCUCCUUAAGAGGC
Messenger RNA from Pelodiscus sinensis (Chinese soft-shelled turtle), 7315 nucleotides. The record is from RefSeq and is a predicted model, not a curated record. Lineage: Eukaryota; Metazoa; Chordata; Testudines; Trionychidae.